Messenger RNA from Lachancea meyersii CBS 8951, 672 nucleotides. The record is from the annotation of a GenBank genome assembly. Lineage: Eukaryota; Fungi; Ascomycota; Saccharomycetes; Saccharomycetales; Saccharomycetaceae.
AUGGACUCGAAAAAGGAUGUAGAAGACUUCAAAAAGGCUGCCCCCAAGCUACCGCUUUCCAAAGUCAAGCGAAUCGCGAAAACUGACCCAUUACAUAUCAUUACUUCGCAAUCUGCAGUUGCGGCCGUGGCCUUCGCAACAGAACUAUUCGUGCAAGUGCUGACCGAGGAGGCGCUUGCUAUAUCUCAAUUGGAAAAGCCCAGCGGCUCGAGACUUACGCUGCGGUACGACCAUCUUGCAGCUGUGGUGGCAAGUUCAGACCGGUUUGCAUUUCUGUCGGAUGUUAUUCCUGAGACCCAAAACCUGGUGGCUCUGACCCGAGAAAAUCGGGUCCGCUACACAGCUCUGGCUCCAGGCCAGAGCGUGCUGCCCUUCAGAGCGCAGGAUACGGCCACAGCGGCAGAAAAUGAUGGGGAUGCCCCAGAAGGCGAAGCAGAUCCUGAUGCUGAGCCUGAGCCUGAGUCAGACGCAGACGGUGGAUUUGCCGAGGAUUUCAACUUGGAAGAUGGCGAUCAGGAUGCAGAGAUGAGAUCGGAGAACGAAAUGCCAUUGCGAGAAGAAGAAGUUGAGCCCGAACCCGAGCCCGAGCCAGAGCCAGAGUUCGAGACCGAACUAGAUCCAGAAGAUCCAGAGGAACCAGAAAAUACGGAGGAUCCUGUAAAUGCCAACUGA